Branchiostoma belcheri (Belcher's lancelet) is the source of this 2836-nucleotide messenger RNA. RefSeq names its product guanylate-binding protein 1-like. The coding region runs from base 276 to 2462 and encodes 728 amino acids. The record is from RefSeq and is a predicted model, not a curated record. The transcript has 11 exons. Lineage: Eukaryota; Metazoa; Chordata; Leptocardii; Amphioxiformes; Branchiostomatidae. Gene Ontology annotation, molecular function: GTP binding; GTPase activity.
UUCGGUGGUCUUGUUUUCAUCUUGUGUGAGUCACAAUUGGGGUUAUUAAUCUGCGUUGUAAGGAAAGCGAAACUUCUCUCAGAGAUUCUCAUCCGCACGCUGCAUGGGGAUUAACGGUACCCUGUUCUGAGAAGGUUCGGUGCGGGAAUUCCCCUGUUUGACUCAAUAGGGGAAUGCCGCACUGUUAGUCAGGAAAAUCCCCGCGUCAAGUUCCCCUUUCUCCUCUGCGUUGGAGCAGAUCUCACAUUCACAGCCGUUCAGUCGACUCGUGGUAGAUGGCAAGCAUGGCGACCCAGCGGAACUUCUCCGUCGAAUCCCUCGGCCAGGGUCAGUCUAUCCCACCGUCUGUACCGCUAGUCCUGCCCAAUAACCUGGAGUACGACCUCGGCACGCACACCGUUCGGCGCAGGCCGGGGGUUGAGCGGUCAUCCCUGACGGUGGUGGCCGAGGCCAUGUCGCUGCUGGCGGGUAUUGACGCCCCGGUAGCGGUGGUGGCAGUGACAGGACCCUGCCGCUCGGGCAAGUCCUACAUGCUGUCCCGCAUGCUGGGGUCCUCAGACGCCUUCCAACUAGGACACUCCUUCGAGCCAGAGACUUUCGGAAUAUGGAUGAGCACCAAGGUGUUGACAUGUGACGGGCUGACAGUGGUGUUGCUGGAUACGGAGGGUAUCGACGCCGUUGAGGCUGAGGCCCAAAACGACGCCUCCCUGCUGGUACUGACCAUCCUGUCCUGCUCCCUGCUAGUGUUUAACACCACGUCUGUACCAAAACAGGGCCAGUUGGAAAAGCUACAGUGCUUUGCCGAGUUAGCAGAGGCCGUCCGUAUUUGGAAAAGCGGCGAGCUGGACCACGAGGAGUUCAGCCGUCAUUUCCCCGACCUCCUCUGGUUACUGCGGGACUCCACUCUCACGCCGACCGACGCCGACGGAAACCCAAUAGAUGCUCGGAGCUACUUGACCAAGAGGGUCCUGAAAGAGAGCGGUAAGUUCAGACCCACACCUAGCGACAUGGUCAGCCGGGCCAUCACCGGCUUCUUCCCGGCCCUGGACUGCCGCACGCUCCCACCUCCGUCCAGCGACAAGCACGUCAUGCAGAAUAUCGAGACCAACCAGGACAGGCUGGACCCUGAGUUCAACCAAGGCAUGGAUGACCUGGUGAAGCACAUCUUGUCUACUGUCAAGCCCAAGCAAGGCUUCGGACAAGGAAAGACAGUUACGGGCCGUCAGCUGGCAGCCCUUGUUCAGCAUUACGUCGCUACCCUGAACGACCCUAGGUCCAUGCCGACCCUGCAGACCGCCUGGGACGCCGCGCUCAUGACGCUGGUGGAGGACACCGUGCGGGAGCUGCAGGAGAGAUAUGUACGGGAGAUGCGCCACGGAAUAGAACAGGCUGGCGGCAUGCCUCUGGAGGAAGAUCCCACCAGCAGUGUGCCAUCCAUGAUGUCCCUGCACCAGGCUGUGUUUGAAGGGCUCCUGGACACCCUGAAGGGUCGGCUCCACACGUUUUGUGAGGUGGCCGAGAUGACACAAGCCGUGGUGGAUUUGACAGCUGGCGUCAAUGGAACCCAAGAUGGCAGCCACGGGAUCCUGUCCACCCUUCUGAGUGAGAACCGCAACAGCUCCGAGAGUUUCUGUAAUCAGCUGAUCCAGGACCUUUACAAGCCCAUCAGCGAUAAACUAGCAUCUCCGCCGGAGGACUAUGAUAUCAAGGCCCUUGAAGCUGACCUGGCGCAGCUGAAGGCGACAUAUGAUGAGAACGCCAGAGGACCGUGCAAGCACAAGGUUUACCUGCAGUUCGCAGAAUUCCUGGAGGGACAGAAGACAACAUUUUCUACCAUCAAGGGUUUCCAAGAGGAAGAUUACAAGCUACAGGAGGAGACGCGGCGGCGGGAGGCUGAGGUGGCCACCCUGCAGGAGGAGAGGCUGCAGGUGGAACGCCAGGUGGCGCUGUCCAUGAAAGAGCAGCAGGACCAGGUGGAGAUGCUGAUGGCUGAGUUUGGUCGGGAAGUGCAGAAUCUGAAAGAGGAAGAAAAAGAGCGCCGAGACGCCAUCUUGCGGAACCUGCAGGCGAAGAUGGAGGAGACGGCCCGGCGGAAUGUGGCGAUGCUGGAGGAACUGUCCCAGCGCCAGGAUGGCAUGGUGCAGCAGCAGAUGGAGGCCAUGCAGCAGCAGCAGCGGCAGCAGAUGGAGACGAUGAUGGGGAUGGCAAAGGCCAUACAGGAACGUAACGACAAGCUCGCACAAGAGGUGCAACGACAAGCGGAGAAGACCAAGUCUCCGGGAAUGUUGGACAAGGUCAUGGGUUCCGUGGUCGACAUCUUUAAGCAGGGGGCUUCUCUGUUCCUCAUGUCCAAGUUUCCUCUGGUGGGCGCUGCCGCAGCCGUCGGCGCAAGCGCAGCUCAGGCUGCAACAGGCCGCACCGCCAGCACCAGUACCGUGCCAAAGGCACCAAGCACUAAAUAAACGCGUUAAUGUAGAAGUAAUAGCGCUAGCAACACGCAUGGUCUUUACUUUUACAUUUGCAGCAAAAGAUAGUGUAGAUUUUUUCUCAUGCAUGUAUAUGUAACGGUACAUGUAUAUCACUUUAACGUUCUGACAGUUACUAUACGUGACUUCCAGGUGUCUUGCUUGUUGUAGUGUUUGUCGGGUCAAUAUAGUUGCCAACUACCAGACAUUUUAGUAUUCAAAUAAAGAGUUCAAAUGAUUUCAUGAAAGACGGAAGAAGUGAAACCUAAUGGUGAGAUUUGUCACUCGUCAUUUGUCGUGUAUUUUGGCUGAACUUUUGCGCAUGCUCUUGGUGAAUGUACUGAUAAUAAAAUAUACUCCGCCUUACCCUA